Molecule: messenger RNA, 2595 nt
Organism: Fusarium redolens
Lineage: Eukaryota; Fungi; Ascomycota; Sordariomycetes; Hypocreales; Nectriaceae
Exons: 3
Coding region: 1-2595 (864 amino acids)
Source: RefSeq, a predicted model, not a curated record
AUGAACUCUAUUGCUGAGCAUGUUUCGGCUUGUCUCCAGGAGUUCCAUGAUCUCUGCAGUUCUCCGACAAUAUGGGGAGAUAGCUUUCGGGAUGAGGGUCCUCAGAGCGAUAUAUCACUAUUGAAGCUACAGAAUGAGCUGAGCAGAUUCAAAGUCUGGAGUGGAAACAUUGGCGCUCAUCGAAAAGGAAGAAGUUCGCUCGAUCACAGGCUUCGAGAUGCAUCAAAUAUCCGGGAUCAGGUGAUUGAGCUCUUGAAGGACUUGAAAGAAUCCCUCCAAGAUGCCAACAACAUUCUUACGGGAUAUACAACACCAUGGGAUCAAGAUCUGUCCCCAGCUCAGUUUUCAGAUGACGAUUCCGACGAUGAACCAUUUCAAGUCGACACAUCCGGGCCAUCUGAGCUCUCACAGAUAUUUGCUGCCAUCGUUGAAGACAUCAACUGCUUAUUCAGACUUUCAGCGUCCAUUCACAAUCCUUCUCCCCACGACCGCUUUAAGAAAGCCUGUUUGACUGACACAUCCGGUUACGAGCCCUUUGACGUUCAGCAUGUAUGCAACAAGCUUUCUAAGGCCCCAAAGCCGAUCGCCGAAAGACUUGGAAAGGCAAUUUCCCGACGAAGACAAUACUUCAAAUACAGGGAACUGCACCAUGACAAAUUGGCAAGUGGGUUUGAAAAUGAUGAUAACGAUCAGAUGCAGAGUACAGUAGCUUCUUCAUUACCGAAAAAGCUCAACUUGAAUGAACCUAUCUCUUUGGAAGAGGACGUGGAUGAGGUAUCAGAUACUGGGAGAUCGCAGACGUCUUGGGCAACAUCUGCUGCAAAUCCAGAGAGACGAAAGAUACCAGCUCUUCCAGCUGAAGCCGAGAAUGGAUCUUUCGAAUGCCCAUUUUGCUUUAUGAUGAUAUCUAUCUCAUCGAGGAAUCUUUGGAAAAAGCACGUCUUCUCAGAUCUGUUUCCCUACAUUUGCGUGGAGUUAGGUUGUCCAGCCCCUGACCAAGACUUUCAGAGACGUCACCAGUGGGCCGGUCAUGUCAAGAAAUACCAUUGGAAGACAUGGACCUGCAGUCUUGGGUGCAACAAGACCUUUGGCUCUUCGCAAGACAUGAAACGGCAUUUGGCACAAAGGCAUUCUGAAACCGCGGAAUUGACUCAUCUCGACAGCCUUCUCACUAUGUGCGAGAGGCCCAAGUCAGAGAACGAACCAACGGACUGUCCUCUGUGCAAUGAAAAGCAGUCUUCGUUCAAACAAUACCAACGACAUGUCGGUCGCCACCAAGAAGAUCUUGCUCUGUUUGCAUUACCUCAGCUUCCAGGUGAGGAAGAAGGAGGAGGAAAUGAGGAAGACGAAAGUGAAGGGAAAUCUCAAGAGGCCGAACAGGAGGGAGCAGAGGCACAAAAACAACCGCUAGCCCAAAGACGCAAUUCUCUGUUGAGCCUUGACCGUCCUGAUAGGUGGCCGGGGCAAGAGAAGUUUGAGCCAGCUCAGACGAACCAACCAGACUCUCAGCAAGAAUUUGCCGCUGCGGUCGAGUCGAAAAGGAACAACACGAGCCGCGACCGCAAAUAUAUGUGCAUGCAAUGCCCCUAUACAACAAAUCGUAAAUUCAACUUAAUGCGGCAUAUGAAAUGUCACGAGCUGCGGGCACCUGGUAGGGCCGAUACCCAAGAUAGGACGAAGGACAAGAAGCUGCCUCCGACAUCAGCCAUCGAGUUUCGGCAGCCGUCAACGCCUUGGGAUAACAAUUCCGCAAAUGAGGCUUCUGAAUCUACCAUAGCCGCGUGGAUGCAAAACACAGUCUCCACCGACGACGUGGUGAUCGAUCCUGUUCAGACUCCCUCAAGCUUAGACCCGACCGAGUGUGAUGUUCUGCGUCUCAACCAUAACAAGUUAUCACAAAAUUUCUUCUUUACUCGACACGCCAUCAGGGACGGCAAAUUGCGCGUGUCUCGAAUCAGAGAUCUCGCAGUCGGAAUGACGAAUGCUCCUGAGAGUUUAAGACAUAUGGUCGAGCUGUUUUUCAAAGAGACUAAGCUGGAAAUAGACUCAACCCCCAUUCGAAACUACGGUAUAUCGACUGGGGAUGUGUUGAAAGUUGAAUCACCGCAAUUCAGAAAACCUGGUCAAUUGAGCGGCUCAGCCAGCAAAAAUCCUUGGAUGGGCAACAAGCAAACUACUGAGGGGAACAUGGAACUCGAGGGGAAGGCAGAACGUGACAAACGUCGAGCAGAGUUCUCCCGAGAGUUGAGACAAAGAGCUAUGAUGGAAUCCAGCAGCGAUCAAGUGCCAGUCCCUGAAACCUUGUCAGAUCUCGAGACUAGGGAUACCCGUCAAGCCAUUGCCGCAAGUCAGCCAUCCAUAGAGAUCGACGAAAACAAUCUUAGAGCCCUUAAACCUGGUGUUAGAUGUCCUACCUGUGCCUUGGAAGGCAAAGAGAUAUGGGUUGUUCCCGGACGCUGUUGUGGAUAUUGCGGAACACCCUGUGUGGACGAAGAUGUCCCAGAUACUCACUAUUCAUUAGGACGUGCAAUAAGUAACGGCCCAAUCAUACGAGUUAGAAGUAGGGUGGCUUCCGAUAUGCGCAGAGGCCAUUAA